AUGACAGCAAACGAGACUGAGGUGUAUGCUGAAAAUGUGUUUCUCUGCUUUCCGCUUCGCCUGGACUCCUGCCUCAGUGCACAACGCCUCACUGCAGUGAAAGCGGCUAUGUACAUUUUAAUGCUUCUCAUUAUUUUCCUGACAGUUUUCGGCAACCUGCUAGUCGUCGUCUCCAUCUCGUACUUUAAACAUCUCCAGUCUCCAACUCAUCUGAUCGUUCAGUCUCUGGCAGCAUGCGACUGUCUCCUGGGAUCGUUAGUCAUGCCUUAUAGUAUGGUGCGAUCUAUUGAAGGGUGCUGGUAUUUAGGAGACACUAUUUGUAAGGUGCAUUCUAGCUUAGAUAUGACUUUAUCAAUAUCUUCCAAAAUGCAUCUGAGUUUAAUAUCCAUGGACAGGUACUGGGCCAUCUGUGACCCUUUAAUGUACAAAACAAGAGUCACAAAUUAUAGCAUAACUGUGUUUAUUAUGUGUGCAUGGCUGUUUGCUUUUGUGUAUAGCUUUUCCAUUGUGUUUUCAGAGGUGAAUCUGAUAGGUCUUGAACUGCUCGUCUUACAAAUGUCCUGUUUGGGAAGUUGUGUACUUUUAUUUAACAAACCCUUGGCUCUUGUUUGCUCAGUUCUGACAUUUUUCCUCCCCGGUGCUAUUAUGAGCUCUCUGUAUGUCAAGAUCUUUCACGUUGCGAGCAAACACGCAAAGGUUUUAUCAGAAAGAGUCUCUGUGUUGGAAAUUAAGACCCAGACGUAUGCGCAGAGAGAAAGGAAAGCAGCCAAAAUAGUGGCCAUUGUCGUAGGUGCUUUUUUGCUGUGCUGGCUGCCUUUUUUUGUCGCCACUGCUCUCGAUCCCUUUCUCAAUUUCUGGACUCCGGCUGAUGUCUUUGAUGCUUUGGUUUGGUUCGGAUAUUUUAAUUCCACCUGUAACCCCUUGAUAUAUGGCUUUUUUUAUCCACGCUUUCAGAAGGCAUUUAAAAUCCUGAUUUUAAGACAUGUUGCCCCCACAAAUUCAGCAUCUUUAGUCAUUCAGAUGUUUUUAAAAGCUACAGGGAUGAAAGGCUUCUGA
Messenger RNA from Danio aesculapii, 1056 nucleotides. It is a transcript of the gene taar12m, whose product is annotated as trace amine associated receptor 12m. NCBI's taxonomy places the organism in Eukaryota, Metazoa, Chordata, Actinopteri, Cypriniformes, Danionidae. Gene Ontology annotation, biological process: adenylate cyclase-activating adrenergic receptor signaling pathway. Gene Ontology annotation, molecular function: trace-amine receptor activity. The transcript has 3 exons. The record is from RefSeq and is a predicted model, not a curated record. Gene Ontology annotation, cellular component: membrane. The coding region runs from base 1 to 1056 and encodes 351 amino acids.